This is a messenger RNA of Galleria mellonella (greater wax moth), 16738 nucleotides long. It is a transcript of the gene Vps13B, whose product is annotated as intermembrane lipid transfer protein VPS13B. The transcript is spliced from 86 exons. The record is from RefSeq and is a predicted model, not a curated record. Bases 218 to 12181 code for a protein of 3987 amino acids. Lineage: Eukaryota; Metazoa; Arthropoda; Insecta; Lepidoptera; Pyralidae.
AUAAUACAUAUAUCUACUACUGAAUAAUAAUACAAUUUAUUUCAUAUACCGGUAUUUUAUUUAUUAAUUUAUAAUGUCUGUCAUGUUUCAUUUCGAAUUUCAAUAAUUCUAAUGUGAAUUUACGUGUUUCAUAAUUGCUGCAUAAUUUUAUUUAUACUACCAUGGUUGCUGUUUAGGAAUUCACCACAGUGGUACUGUGAUCAGUGCCUAAUGAAAAAUGUUUAAAAUCGAGUCAUAUGUGACACCAAUAUUACUCAGCUACGUCGACAAAUAUGUACGGGACUUCAAACCAGCUGAUGCACAGGUGUCACUAUGGGGCGGCGGGGUGGCGCUUCACAACUUGGUGCUCAAGGCUGACGUACUGCAGCAAGAAGUCGCCUUACCAUUCACGCUCGUCUCGGGCCGCAUCCACGAGCUGCUUAUACAGGUGCCGUGGACGAAGAUCAUGUCGGAGCCCAUUGUGGUCACCAUAGACACAAUAGAGUGUGUUUUGAGUUUGAAUCCACCCCCACCUCCCGAUGAGAGCCCACCGCCGGAGAUUCCCAGUCGCAAGACGCAAGUGGUGGAAGCGCCGCCCGGGUACAUGCAGGCGCUGGUGCGGCGAAUCGUCAGCAACAUAGCACUCCGCGUCCAUCACCUCAUCGUCAAGUACGUGCAGGACGACAUCGUGCUAUCGCUCAACGUGAAGCAUUUGGCCGUUGACAGCGCUGGCGCCAACUGGGAACCCGCUUUUGCAGAUAUAGAACAAGCUGAGCCAGUAAUAAGGCGGCUGGUGAGACUGGACGACCUCACACUGUGUCUCGACCGUGCGGACUCCGAUGGCAAAAUACGUUUCUACCAGGAGCCAUUGUUGUACAGGUGUCAAUUGGAUCUCAGGGUACUGACUCGACUGGUGUCUGCGAGCACGAGGCGCGCGAGCAGCCUCAGCGUGCAGCUGCGGUCCACGCGGCUCGCGUGGGGCGUCACCAGCGAACAGCUGGUACUGCUGCUGCGGCUGAUGCGCGAGCGCACCGCUGCCACCAAGCAGCCGCCGCCAGCGCCCAAACCCAGCGUCGUGCAGUCCACACCGCUGCAUGUGAUGUCAUCGAACUCAGCGGAGCCCGCGCGGCAGGAGAGCUGGUCGGAGUGGGCGUGGUCGUGGCUGCCCACGUGGAUGGACCGCGAGGGUGUUGAGGAGACGCCCAUGCCCGCCGCCCCCACACCUAUAUUCUUUACCGCUUAUUUGGAUGACGUCUCAUUUGUUUUCAAGGUCAUGGAAGUGGACAGUAGCACGCGGAAACGCGCGCGAGGCGUGCUCGAGUUGAGUGCGUCACACGCGGCGAUUAAAAGCUGCGUGUGCGCACCCACAACGCUGCGUGUGCGGCUCGGUGCACGCGCACUCACACUGAAGUCGCACGGCCGCUGUACCUGCGGACACCUGGACACACCUAACAAUCAAGACUCGAUAAUAUAUUUGUGCAAAAGUAAAAGCGAAGAUCAGGAGGGUGCGUGGUGCUGGCCCGAAGAGGAUAUGAACAGUGGCAAGAUUGAGACAGCAGAAGCAGUCGACGAGGGCUACAGGGUGUCACCGGUGCAUUUACAGUCUGAAUUCCGAUCCACGACUGAGCAACUGGACGAGUCUCACCAGCAGGAGCAGCCUAAGAUGCAAGAAGCCGAAGAAGGUGACGACUUCUGGCGUAAACUAGCGCCCGUACUGAGCGUGGAGUACAACCACGAGCGGUCGCCGCCACAACCGUACACCAACCCUUACGACAACCCGCCAUUGGAGUUUCAGUACAGCGACUGGGUGGAGGUGUGCAACACGAGGGUGACGCUGGCGCUGGUCGAGUUGCGCGUGUGCAUGGGCCUCGUGCACCGGCUGGCCGCCGUCAACAACAUCUUUAAAGAGCUACCGCCGAUGCCGCAGCCCGAUUUACCAAUGCGCACACUAACGGUGGAAGAAUGUGAAGCGCUCUGCGACAAUCUGCCACAGCGUCGCGUCAAUAUAGAAGUGACAGGGCUCCAAGUGCGGGUGCAUCCGUGGGAUCACUCGCCCCACGAGCGGUCCACUGCGCCCCCGAUCGUGCUCGACCUUGAACUGCCCAAUACCACCGUUCUCAUAAACGGCCCCUUAUAUCCACACAGGGUGUGCUCGGCGGCCUGUCAGAUGCCGGACGACAGCGGGCCUUUAUGGCAAGGGGCGCGGUUACAUAUCUCGGCCGCAGUAUCGUCGCUGGCUGUACGCAUAAACUCUCCGACCGAGUGCCAACGGCGGCCGUGCGCCCACCUCGACGUACGCCUGCUGCUGCACAUACUGCUCAACAGAGAGUUCUUCGAGCGACGGGAGAGCGUCAAUUUCAGUUACUCGUUGAAAAUACGUGAGGCGAAGGUGUGCGGUUCAGCAGCACGCCUGCAGGCCGCGUGCCACGUGCCGCUGUCGUUGGUACAGCAAGCGGCCUCCACUGCACUGCGGCACACCUCGCUUGCCAAGGAUGCAUUGAAUGACUCCGAGUGCGUGGCCAUCGAGCUGACUGCGGAGGAGGUGUCGGCCCGGGGUUAUACGACCCGGCAUAUCAAUACGCAUCUACUCUCCGUACAGUCGGCACGCGCCACCGCUCACCACGCCACCAAAGAUGAAGAAUUGAAGCAAGCGUGGCUGUUCUCCGCACCGGACGCACCGACCACCACACCGUAUCUGCGUUUCGCCGUGCAAUGGUGCACCCAGCCGGUGGCCAACUCGCUGGACUUCGUGGGCGUGUGGACGGAGCCCACGGCGGUCGCGGUCGACCCGCUGCUCGUGGCGUGGCUCGCGUACAAACCGAUCGUCAGACCCAACACAGAAUCUCAACCAACUACGCUCCCUACGAAGCCUGUUUCAACGCAAUACUUCUUGAGACGCCGUACCACACCACCUUCGUCAAGCGGUCGCGGUGCAAGCAGGACGGGUUCUGGUGCUGAGCUGGUGCACGUGAGGCCGCGGAGCCUGGGCUCGAGCAGCGAGCCCAGCGAAAAGAAGGAGUCCAAGCCGCCGCCGCAGGCAACGAAGCCGCCCGAGCCUCUGUGGAGUGGUGAAUGGUUGCUGCGCGCGCACAGCCGCCUGAAGCACAUGCUGGUGAGCGUGGAGCUGGGGCUGGUGUUGGUGUACGUGACGCCGCGUACCGCGUCCGCGCUGGACUGCGCCACCGUACGCGACGCGAUGGAGAGGCACGCCGCCGACCACAAGCACGUCAUUGCCUUCAGUCUCGGUCGCCUCUCUAUGCACUCGAGCUCGAUGACAAAACAUCUGUGGCAGGACAUAAAACACGAUGGCCCCACGUUCGUCAUGAGAAAACCGGAUUAUAAUCCGGACGACGAUGAGUCGUUCCCGUGGAAGAUGCGGCUAGCGGACAUGUCGUGUUACACGCUGACCGCCCGGCCGGUCCCCGAGCCGCUUGCCCGCGACCAGGCCGGCGGCCUCCGCUCGCAGAUCAAGAUGGCGGCGGUGACUCCGCGGACGGUGCUCGAGCUGGUCACCACCACCGUCACGUUGUCCGUAGUCACCAAGUCGCUGCACAUCAAAACUAUGACCAGGAAGGAGCAGAAGAAACACGCCGAGGCUACCGCAGAGGAGGAGAGAAUGAAAUAUUUUAAAGGCGGCAUCGACUUCAAGCCGUCGACACUCAAAGAGUUCGUGCGUGGUCCUUCCAAACGCAGAAAAUCAAGUCCAGACCCGGAGCCGAAGCAGCAGCCGGCGCCGGCGGCGGUCGCGGGCCCGGUGGUGUCGCUCGGGGUACACGUGCAUGCUGACACGCCGCCAAUCAUUGUCCGGUUGGACUACGAUCAGAUGCAAGUGGUGGGAGCGGCUCUGCACUGCUUCAAGCACAUAUUGACUUUAGUACAGCGCGCGCCGACCGCGACCCGACAAGUGCAUACCGCUGCGGGGGGCUCCCAUCGUACCAUUAUAAGUAGAUCUGUAUCGGAGUUGGAGGAACAGAACAGCCAGUCGGAGGAUACGCCCAGCGAGAAUCGCUCUGAACUCAUAUCCAUAUUCGAGUCGCAAUCCGUGCAGCAAAAGCCGGUGGACAUGAAAACAUUCUUCUGGCUGCAAUGGGUGGUGAGCCGCGCUACGCUGGUGGUGUCCACGCGGCGGGUGAAGCUCGCCUUCGACGUUGACGACGUCAUCUCCACCGUGGACGUGCAGCAGCACUACAACCAGCUCAAGGUCAAGCUCGCGUCCGCCUCCGUGCGGCAUUACGAACGCACGAGCAACGACGACUGGGCGGCCGGCGUGCUCCGCGGUCGUGUACUGGAAGCGCGAGAGCCCACCAACGCGAAGGAAGACAAUCACUUCCUCGCCGUCACCAUCACGCAGGCGCAAAUUUCAAAUCUGCCACCGAGCUGGAAAGAAGAACUACAUCCAAAAUUGCUGGAGCAGAAAACUAGUACAGACAGCAUGUGGGAAAUAUACGCGACGCUAGCGCCACUAGAGGUGGUGCUGCAGCCGAGCGUUUUGGAGAACAUUGUCUCGCUCGUACACCAGAUGUCGCCGCGGUCUUUUUGCCCGCUACAGGGACAGGUGGAGCAGAGGGUAUCUACAUGGCAGUGGCCAUUCUGCUACGUGACCGCCGGCGGGCUGCGGCUCCUCGUCACCACAGAGGACGAGAACAGUGAGAAUGACGACACCUUUAUGUUUGUAGUGGGGAAGGUCACGGUGAACCCGCAUCCGGAGAAUCCUAUAUGCAGGCGCUCGAUCAACGCCGGCGCCGAAAGCGGUUGGCUCGGCAACGCGUACGAGGGCCGCCAGUACGAAGUGCUGGUCAAGAACGUCGGCAUACGAUCCGCGCAGUUCAGUCAGCUAGUCUUCCAGGAGGCGAGCGAGUCGGAGAUAAUGAAGGGCACUGGCGGCGAGAACCCAGCGCUCAAGUGGAGUCAACCAGUUGUCUCUCCCGUCAUCACGCCCAUGUUGCACGCCGUGGACAUGGGGUGCGUGGUGGCGCCGGCGCUGUACGCUGGCGGUGUGCUGCGCUGCGGGCCCGCCGUCGACCUCAGCCUGCUGUCCGACUGCGCUGUCGAGCUCAGCGCCGCCCAGCUGCGGCUGCUGCGUGCCGUGCUCGCCGACAUCCACGGGGCCGUCAGCCACGCCACGGAUACGGGCUCAACAUUGGAGGACGAGAAGCCAGGAGUGUGUCCGUACGCGACGCUGCUCAUGAGCCGCGACACGACGGGUGACUCGCCCACUUUACUGUCGGAUUCCACACUCAUCGAAGAAACGUCAAAGAGCGCUAGUGACAUGGGCCAGAGUGUACAAGCGGACUCUGGUGUAGAAACUUCAAACUCUACGUACAAAUCGAGCCGCCAUACCGAGGACACGCCGCUCCUCACCAAGAAGUCCGUCUCUGUCGCUUUUGCGGAACAAAUGGCUGACGCGUCUGAAUUCUUGGAAGUGUUUGUUACGAUGGGAAUGAUCGAGGUGUCGCUGUACACUGUUGACGACGGCAGCCCCGAAGUGGUAGCGCUGAGACCGCCAACGCUACCGUCCACCGCGCCUACAGAGCCUGUCGUGCAGACCGUGGUUGAAGAGAGUAAGGAGACGGCGGCUAACGACGACAGGCUCGCAGGCUCUCAGUGCAGCAGGAGCCUCACGGAGACGAUCAGGAACGCGGACAUUGGGAAGACCAAGCUCGAGGGGGCGGCCCUGAUGUCCCACGUGAGGAAGCACGAGGGCAACCUGCCGCUGCUCCACAUGACGUUGUACCAGCCGAACCUUUAUUACUGGAGGAGGAAAAACCAGAAGAGUCUUCAGGUAUCACUGUUCAACGCGUGGCUCGGUCUCGGCGUGGGUCAAGUGGAGGGUCAGUGGCACGCGGCCCUCGUGUCGACGGCCCGCGGCGUGCCCGACCCCGUCACCGAUAUACCGCCCGCCUUGGCCACCAUGAAAAUUGUUGUACCCACCGUUGGUGGAUACACAUCGAGCGGCAGCGGGCGCGGGACUGUCCGAAUCGAUGUCGAACGCCCAGUACAGAUCGAAGUCUCAGAAGACAGGCUGCGUCGUAUUAAAGGCAUCCAUGCACUGAUUGAGGGCAGAGUAAUGAGUCCUGUACAGGAGUUUCAGACGCCCGUGGUCAAACUACCAUUCUUGUACAAGUUCCGACGUUUUAUGGUACAAAACUCGCUGGAGAGUGUGACGGUGCAUACGAGCCAGGUGCUAGUGUGCGGGUCAGAGGGCACCGUGGGCUGGGACGCGGCGUGUGCGCAGGCCGCGGCCGGCAGCCGACCCGAGCGAGCUCACGCGCGUGCUUUGAUCACCGCGCUGGUCGUGGCUGCUGGCCCGCCCAGCGACCGCCGCCACGUGCUACUUCACCCUCUCAUCAUCGGAGCUGAGCUUCAAGCGACGUGGGAGGCGUGGCGUCGUGCUGAGGGCGGCCACGCGGCCUGCGAGCCGACAAUCCGACUGAACGUGGACUUCGAUCGAAUCACUCUGGACUUACGACCGGCGGACCUCACAGUGCUCAGUAAUAUACAACAGACGGUCGACGACCUAUUCGGGGAGAAGGUGCGUCCACCGCCGACCUCUUCAGACAGCGAGGACACAUGUCACGUCCACGAGGACGGUCCGAUAUCGCAGCCGUCCGUGCCGAGCUUAGUUCCCCGCACCUCCUCAGUCGCCUCCGUGGACAUCGAGGCUGGUGAUCACUACUACAAGGAUGAUCUGAGGAGUGGUGCAUUCAAGAUUGUGAGCGGCGGACAGCUGCCGAUGGCGUAUCAGGUGACGGUACACGGAAACGCGGUGUCGUGGCGCUACCCGCAUCCCAGGACUGUGACGCGGAUCGUUGCCUUCCCCAUACCUGGACAGGACAAGGAGACAGAGUGCGUGCUGGAACUGUACAGCCAGACCCUGGGCUGCUGGCAGCCACACACGUACUUCGAGCUGCCCGUCCACGAGCCUAGGGAGUUGAAGCUGUACGUCACGCCACCUGAUGCCGUGUUUGCCGUAAUGUGGCGAGUGCGCACUUACUCCGAGGCGUUAGACAAGACUGUACCAUUCGAGUUCAACCUGAUCAAGUUCUUGCCCAGAACCGAUCCUUUGGCGUGCGAGAGUCCGCCCGGGUCGCAGGCGGGCCGCACGUCCGUACCCACCGGCGGCGUGACCGCCGAGCAGCUGUCGGGCGUACUCCGCGUGGACUCGUACUUCGCGCCGCGUCUGCUGCCGCGUGCCAAGCUCUCGCUGCGGAUGGUCGCGUUCGAGCUGAACGCGCACAAUUCCUUGCCCGCGCUCACUAGCCAAGCGACGGCGUUGGAAGGCUACUACGUGUCGCGUCCGCUGAUGCGGUCGCACCGCGUGCUGCGCGUGAGUGCUCGCGAUGUGAUCGGCCACGCCCAUCUCGACUCGCCCGCUGGCAAAAUGCUCCUGCUCGACGCUAAGCUCGGGAGCAAUAUCCUGGACAGCGGGACGGGCACGAUGGAGAAGCUGGUGGAAGAGUUCCGCGUGCGGGCGGCCGCGUCGGUGGGGACGGGCGGCCCCCGAGUGCGCUGUAGAGCCGCGUGCGUGCACGCUCUACUGCACGUGCCGCGUAUGCGAACGCUGCUAUCGCUCGCGGCCGACUGGAAGGCUGCCAUAGACAAGUGUGCGGGGAAGCCUGCGACAGAUGAGCCACAACCGGAAGUGAAGGUGCGUACUGCGGGCGAGGCGGCGGCGGCGGCGGCUGAAGCGCUGGAGGGCCGCGUAUCGCUUUGGGUGCACAACAGCUGCGCGUCCGCACUGCGUAUCGGACAAGAGGGCACUGAUGAAGUCGUACCGCUAGGGCCUGGAGCCAGGCUCGCGUACAGGUGGCGUAGUCCUGUGGCUGCUAAGAAGCUGCGCAUUGCCCUCGCUGGGCCCACAGCUGACUGGCGUUGGUCCAACAGCAUCCCAUUCAUGGGCGGUAGCACGCGCGUCCGUUUGGAAGACGGCGUGCACGUGCACGUGCGCGUGGAGGACGCGGGCGCGACGAGGACCAUGCACCUAUCCGGCCGGCUUACGCUCGCCAACAUGCUCAGGCGGAACGUGCUCUACAAGGUGCGUGCGCACUGUCCGUCGUCGAAUCAGUGGCGCACCGUGUGCUCGGGCGAGCUCGAGUACGAGAGCGUCGGCCGCAGCGUCAUCUGCGCCGCCGACUGCGACAUGGUGCUCAAAAUAAAGUUCACAUCACACGACACCGGCUGGUCGGGCGAUAUUCCAUUGAAGGAAUGCCCCAAAGAGAAUGUGCCGUGGUUAGUGAAAGUGCCGAGCGAGGGCGAGGGCGGGACGCCGUACAUGGCGGUGUGGUGCCGCGUGGCCCGCGCCCGCAGCGACGGCCGGUCGCUGGCCGCGCUGUGGCCGCUGUACGUGCUGCGCUCGCAGCUGCCCCUCGACACAGACGUGAUGAUAGUGACGGACACUGCAGUAUCGUCGACGGAGCCGCCAAACGAUCAGAGCCGGCCGCCGCCCCUGAUACAGACGGCGCCGGGGCGCGGUGCUAGCACGCACCUCGUCGCGCCCGGCACCACAGCAGCCAGGCACAAGCUCUCAUUUCAAUACAGGAACAUAGAGUGCCCGGUCACCCGCGAGGCGGCGCCGCUGCACUACGGCGUGACGGACACGUCUGUUUUUGACAAGCGGACACCCGUCAACAACAUCGAGGAAGUCGUCGACGAGGUACUAGCCUGGUUGCGUCGCUCGGGCCGCGACGCCAAGUCCGCGUGGCCGUACUCGAUAGUGGCCAAGCAGUGGCCGGGUGAGUGGCAACCGGCGCUGCUGCAGCCGCGCAGCGAUGUCACCGUGCGGUACGAGGCUGUCCGCGCGGGCGGCGGCUGCAGCCUGCAGGCGCGGCUGUCCCCGCUGGUGCUGUUGUGCAACGCAGCGCCCACUGUGCUGACGCUGCGUGCGCACGACGCGGCGCCGCUGUGCAGGCUGGAGCCAGGCCGCGCCGUGGCGCCACCUUCCGCCCUACUACAGAAGCCGUUCUUCCUGUCGGUGGAGGUGGGCCGCGAGACGUUCGUGAGCGGGCAGCUGCAGGUGUGUCCGCGCGAGCCGGGCCGCUACGCAGCGCCGCCGCCCGGGCAGCUAGCGCUCGGCCACGCCGCGCACAUCGCCGUCCAGUGCAGCCACAAGGUGGCGCUACUCACGAUGCACUACGAGAUCAAAGAGGAAAUAAACGUGCUCGGCGUCGGCUCCACGUACAUGCUCCUGAACAGGCUCGACAACGACAUACUGGUGUCAGCGAUUGCAGUACCGAAUGAAGUCGGCGACGACAUCGUUCUAUGUCCGAAAGCAUUCAAAGUGGUGCCGCCUACAAAGGAAGGGAGCAUCCACGGCACCCCGCUCUGCCGGUUCUGGCUGCGCGGGCGCUGGCGCGGCGGUAACCCUUUAGAACUGCGCAUGUAUAUCUGCCUGGCGCUAGGCAAGAGCGGCGAGGAAACAUACCCCACCCACACACCUGUCCCCAUCCGUGUAGGGGAUGAACACGCGCCAGCCAGGCGAGCUAUAGCUCUCAUCGACGCCGACAACAGAUCUGUGGCGGUGGUAGUGACCCAGCUGAAGCAAGACGGCCGGUGGCUGAUAUCGGUAGCGCGCGACCCGUGCCCGCAGUUCGUAGUACAUAACUGCACGAGCUGCCCUCUGGCGGUAGCUCAACCCGUGCACUUCACUGAUGAACCAUCCACCUCAUACAUUAAUGCGACACCAGAAUGCUCGGGUGUCCGAUGGUGGUGCGUGGUGCAGCCCAACGCGGUAACCCACUACUCGAGCCCGGCGCACUGUGCCCGCUACCCGCCGCCAGCGACGCCUGCGCCCCCUACCGUGCCAUUCCUCAUUUUCGCCAAAGCUAAAGCAGAAGACGAUGCGCCGCAGUGGUGCGCGGCGGUGGCGGCGGCGGAGGGCGAGCAGCUGGUGCAGGUGUGCGGCGGCGUCACGGUCAAGCUGCGCGUGCGCACCCACCACCACACCACGCUGCUCGAGCUGCACGACGUCGACCAUAGGGACAUAUCAGCAAGCGACAUCAGAAGGAGAUUACUUGGCCCGUUCAUAUCGCAAGACUCUGCCAACCUUACGAGUAACAUCGACUCCCAUUCAAAAUGUGGGUUGCAGAGGAUAGCUGCCGAGGAGAAAUUAUUAAAUGUAUCUACUGUACUGCAACAAACACCAACCGCUAAGAAGGCAGAAGUAGACUUACAAAAGUCAACGGUGGCGAUUGCCAGAAUGGAAAGCGUCGCGUCCGGCAGCACUGUGCAAACGAACGAGACACUGCAGGUGCCGGACGAGCGAGUACAGAACGCUGGUACACUCGUGCCUCUUGAUGGAAACGUGGAUGCCAUGAAGGCAUUAACGUUAACCGGGAUGGAUGAUGGAGGAGGAAUCGAGUCAGAAAUUGAGAAAUCACCACUGACAAAGAAAGGCGAGACCGAUCCGAACAAUUUGGGCGACACCGAUUCGUCCAACACUGCGUUCACAUUCAACGAGGUACCAGUUUCAGAAUGGGAGAGAGGCGGCGGCGGUAGCGGCGGCGCGUGGCCGCAGAUGGAGCGCGUGCGAUGCGUGGUGGACGCAGUGGUGCUGGAGGUGGCAGCCGCAACUGACGCACGCCCGUUACUCGCGUUGCACGCUGACCACGCCGCGCUGCAUAUGCUCGCAGACCGCAAGAGAACAAGAACAACGCUGUCCAUAUCGGACGUACAAAUAGACAACCUACAGUACGACUCGGGACAAUACGAUUUCGCUGUAGUAGCGAGCACACGCGGCGAACGUUCGCCGAGCGAGCGCUGGCCUCCGCUGUGGAGCAUGUUCGCCGAGCAAGAGUCGUUCGAGUCGCAGAGCGGGAACGCACGGCUCACGCUUGCCCUGCAACACGACAAGUGGACCGUCGCCAACUGCGACUACAACGAGCUAACCGAGGUGGAGAUAUCGCUGGGUCCGCUAGCUCUGUAUGUGGAAGACGCGUACGUGAGCGCGCUGGUGUCGCUGUGGCGGUUAGCGCUACCAGCGACUGUAGUCAGCGAGGCGAGCGCUGCGUUGGCCGACGAGCGCACGCUGCAGCGUCCGCUGCGUCUGCGCACGUUACACGUGCAACCACUCGAUCUCACGCUCACACUGCACACUGCGGUGCGUAUGUACAUAGCGUUGGACCAGAGCCCUCUGCGGCUGAGCGCGUUCCGCCUGCAGGACAUGGUGACGUCACCGGAGCGGCUCACGCAUGCGCUCACCGUGCACUACCUGUCCGCCGCCAUACUCGGUGCCGGAUGGGUAGUGGGCGGACUAGAGCUGUUGGGUGCUCCCGGGGCUCUAGCAGCCAGGGUGGGUGGUGCUACAGGGGGUGUCCGGGGGGUGGCGUCCGCUGCUGCGGCCGCGCUGCUUCGUUCUCUGAGCGCGUGGGCCGGCUCCCUGGCCAGGAACUUGGACCUGCUGGCCGGUGAUGAGGAGCAUGCGAGACGAGCCGCCGCCGCCAGGAGGCGUCCUCCGCCCAGCUUCGUUGCCGGGCUGGCGGCCGGGAUAACCAACUUCGCGAUCAAUAUACUUGGCGCAGUGGGCGGUCUCGCCCAUCACCCACUGGUGGGCGUGGCGGUGGGCGAGACGGAGAGCGGUGCUGCAGCGCUGCGGCGAGGGCUGCUCGGUGCACUUACGAAGCCGCUGAGCGCCACCGCCGACCUGGUCGCUUACGCCGGCCACGGGCUACUCACGCAGACCGGCUGGGACCCUGUACCUCAGCCUCGCACACUACACACGGAGUACGAGUGCGGCGAGCUCUGCAUCAGCGGGUGGCGACGCGACUGCGUCCGCUGGACCUUCAGACUAGCGGACCUGUCCGCCGUCGACGGCUUCGAGGUGCUGCUCGACAACGCACCCCUGCAGCUCCUUAUCACGCACAAGUUCUUAGUGGUGGCGGAUCCUGAAACGGAGCGCAUAGUGGAAAUGAUAGACUUCAGGUUCUGUACACUGCACCCCUUCCAGGGGCAUGUUAUAGAGUUAUGCGUCACACAACGGCGCCCUACAAAGGCGUCGGAGAGUCGAGCCGUCGAUGAAGAUGAUGAGUUCCAGAUAAGUGCAGCAGCGAUGGCCCGUGUAGCCCGGUAUACUGGUGCGGAGGGCACGACCGCAGCGGAGGCCCGCGUACUAGCGAUGCUGCCCGCGCCCGCUCGCGCACACGCACUGUACGCAACGCUCACUAGCGCCAUCCACCACAACGCCGACACGCACUUCCCGCUCUUGUGACGUAGCCGUGACGUCACCGCGCACGUGGACCAGUAAGUGGUAGAUAAACCCCGCUUGGUUCCCCGUGCCCCGUGUCUCCAUUACGAGUAUUGGUAUACUGGCAGUAGGGACGUGGGCUACUGAGUAGUGACUCGUCUAUACUUGCAGUAAGGGCAUGUACAUGGAGUAAUGAAUGAUUGAUAGACUGGCCAUGACGGUCAGUGAUGACACAUUCCUAUACGUUAAAUGUGGGAUACAUGAUUGAAACCUACUCCUCGCCAAGGUCACCUGUGUCAAAAUGUUCGCUUUAUCUAGGCGUCCACGUCAUAUUAUUUAGGAUUUAUGCAUAACUUUUUUGAAUUCUUACUGAGACUGGACAAACCAUAUGAUACGAAAGUUUAAAAGUGACUACGACGUGAUUUGAAGCCAGAAAGGUUGUUUCAGCAGAAAGGCUAGUUCUUGACUGUGUAUCACGCAUUUUAGUCUAUGGUACUGUAAAAUAUUCCUAUACAUCGUAACUAACGUAUUGUAUAUAUUAUAAAUUUAUGUAUGUACAGUGAAAGAAAUUUAUGAGUGCAAGAAUGAAAAUGUUAAAUGAAUUAAAAAUUAUUUAGGAAGUUUUAAUUGAUGACGGUAUGGUUUAUUGAAAAAAUGCAGUUGGUUGUUCUCUAAACUGUAAUAUUGAAACACUACUCGGAGUUUAAUGAUACUGUGGCAAAUCGUGUCUAUGUACAUGAUCAUAACUCAUACAUUCAUUACGUAAGCAAAUGAUAGUCACGACUAAUCAUACAAAAUAAUACUGUGGUUUGUACAUACGUGCAGUCCAAUAUACCGUAUCGCCCUUCGAGCCGGAUAAUAUUACAUUAAUUGUGCGUUUUAUUAGAUAUACAAUUUUAUUUGCCUACCGAAUUGACUGAAGAAAACUUUUUCGUUUUCGACGAAUUUGUAAUUUGCUUUGAUGUCUUUUAUUUUUAUUUUUUUUGUUUUUUUAUUCGAAUUUUAAUCCAUAGUACUCUAAACAUAUCAGUUAAAAAUAUUAACGUAGGUAGUACCUGCCUAUCAAGAGUGUUAGUUUUAUUCAACUGUGUAAUUUUUAUUUCUAAUAUUUGUUGUAUCUAAAUUUUAUUCAAUGACAGUUCUGUUUUAAUGAAAAUGUCAAAAUUGUGUUUACAAACUUUUAUCAGUAAGGCCGUUUUUUAACUUAUAAAAAAAGUAAUAGAAAACAUUGAUAGGCAGAAGGAGUAAUAAAAUAUAAAAUUAUUGUAAUUAUUUUUUUUUAAAUGUUUUUUUUUUUAAAUAUGUUUCAAUGAAAAAUUAAUAUAUUGAAGCAGAAUGCAUGCAAGUAUAAACAUUGUCCACGUCGUAAUUGGUGUUCUUAUCAUUAUAUUUGAAUAAUUUGUAAAUAUAUGUAAUUAUUACUGUUAUAUUUAAUAAAAAUAAAUUAUUUUAAAUAUUGCUAUUAUAUUAUGAUGUAUAAUUUGAUUAUUGACAUUCGCUUUUUUAAAUAUUUAAUUUUUAAACAUUCAAAUGGUUAUUAUUUAUUUAUUUAUUUAUUUAUAGGAUCACCAACAUAAGAUACAGCGAAACAUUUCAAUACAAUACACUGGCAGAUUAGAUCUAACUGUUCUUACAUUUAUAGGCGACCACAGCGUGCCUUGUGUUUGAUAAACAUUAAAAUGCAAUUAAAUUAUUAAAUGUCAUUAAAUGAGUAUUUUUUAUUUAAUUAUUAUGUGUAAUUAUUAUGUUUUAUAAAGAGGGCUAUAUUUUUUUUUUUUGGUGGAUGAAAAUGGAAUGGUAACCCCGCCUGCGCUAACGGGAUACGCUGGCGAGGCACCAGUGAGGGGUGAUCGAUGAGAAUGAAAACAGGCCAGUUAGCCCAUCGUGAUGAAUUCAUCAGGAAUUAAUCAUGAUAGUUUCCAGGGGGAACCGCGAGGAGGUCGACCUGGUUGGGUAUAUUGCUAGCAAAGGGAUUUUUAGUCUCCAUUACUAUCAAUCCCUUUCCCCCCAAGAGGGCUAUAUUGGAAAUUUAAUUACUUGAUAGAAUCAGAAAAGAUGCCAUAGGUUGACCUUAUAACUUCAGAAUAGACGAACGAUUCUCGAGAAGCGACCCUGUACAUGCAAAUACGUUGUAAGUCGACUUCCCAUUAGAUGGAGCGACGACCUAAAAUGCAUUGGUGGCUUACAACAGUUCCUUAUGGCAUUCUAGGGGGGGACAGACUAUGUUCGGUAGUGAAUAAUAUGCUGUUGGUGUUCCUUAAAUAAAUAAAUACCAGAGGGAGACUUUGUACACCUCUGUCCAUUCGUCGGGGAUUUUACCAGUAGUUGCCACACUUUGUAGGUAGAUUGGUAACCGCAGUUAAUCUUCAAAAGGGACGUUGCUGCUCAUACCUCGAUCAUUGAGUUCCCUUAAUCGCCUCUUACGACACCCACGUGAAAGGAAUGGUAGCCAAUUUUAUGCUGUGACUACAUGGCAUAGAGUCCUUCUCCAUAGAUCUCCCCUGUAUUGCGACAUAAUGUUAGAUCGAAAAUAAAAUAUGGUAUAAAAAUAUGACAAGAAAUUAUAUAACGUCAAUUAAAUAUAUUGUCUAUCUAUGGUGUUUAUAUUAGUUGGUAUAGCCUAAAAUCCCGCCAUUGAUUUCUGCACGCAUGGAAAUUUUAAUGAAACUUUGUAACCUAACUGAACCGCAUAGUUUUUUUUUUUUUUGAUGGGUGAACAUGGUAUGGUAACCCCGCCUGUGUUAACUGGAUACGCUGGCGGAGCACCAGUGAAGGGUGAUAGAUGAGAAUGAAAACAGGCCAGUUAGCCCAUCAUGAUGAAUUCAUCAGGAAUUAACCAUGAUAGUUUCCAGUGGAACCGCGAGGAGGUCGAUCUGGUUGUGUAUAUUGCUAGCAAUGGGAUUCUCAGUCUCCAUUACUAACAAUCCCUUUCCCCCAAUAUUUUGAUUAUAUUUUUCAUUAUUUAUAAUUAAUUAUGAUUUAUAAUUUUUCAUUAUACACGUCUUAAUGAGAACGAAUUAUUUAGGAUUAAACUAUUAUUAUGUUGUAUUAUAAAUUUGUCACAGUUUUGAUACAAAUGUUUCUACAAAAAUAUAUUAUUGAUAAUUAUUAUAGAAGGGUGAUAAUAUUUGGUGAUGUCUAGUGUGUUGUAUGUUUAAAAGGGAAAUUAUAAUGUAUUAUGUAUAAUUUGGUCAAAUUUUACUGGUGCUAUUCUAUUUCUAUGAUGUGAUUGAUAAGUCACAAAGAAAGCUUUAAAACUAAAGCAGUAUUAUUGAAAAUAUUUUACCAUUGGCUAGCCUUUUGUAACCAUAGACAAUUCAAUACUGGAUCUCUAUGGUUGUAUGGUUUAUCUAAGUGUAAUAUUAUUAUUUUUGUAUGAUGUGAUGCAUAUGCACGUGUCAUUUGUGCAUUGGCGUAUAGCUUUAGAACGCUACACUGCUUUGUCUACUAGUUAUUCCUACCCCCAUAAUACGCCAUUUUUUCAUAAUUAAAUUAUAUUAUCAUUACCUUAUCCCAAUUAUUAUUUGGGGUCGGCCUAAUAUAGUUUUAUCCAUAUUACUAAAGGAUUUGGCUUAUAGUUUUACGACCGGCCGCCUGCCUGACGUCAACCCUCUUUGUUAAUGCAUUUGUUGGUGGUUUCCGCUACGUACGGUUUGGAAGGGAGGAUUGAGAAAAAAAGGAAGGGAACGUUGGAAAUGCGUAAAGGAAAUUAUUAAAUGAGAGGAAUAAGGGACUUAUGUGGGAAAGGAAAGGGGGGGAUACAGCAGUUGCGCAAAAGACUGGGACACUGCAUUCCAACAAUCACAAUGUUCCUUGCUAAUAUGUGUAUAUUUUUAACCAAGUUUUAUAGUACAAGAGAAUAAAGACAAAAGUUAUGUUAAAUUAUUACUAUAUCGGUAAAAAUUAAAUAAACUUAUUCGCUAAUUUAGAAAUUUUGCUUCAAGUUAUGUUUAAUUACGAAAUAAUCAACAAAAACAUAAAUCUACCAUCCUAGCGCCAGUAUUUUUCGUGUUCAAUUUUGUUUUUACACCAAUCACUUUUAGAUUAUUUUCCAGACGAGGCGUGUCUCUUUAAAUAACCCAAAUAUCUCAGACAUUUCUAUAUAGCGGUUCAUUCAGCACAACUGAAUGCACUGCUCGUAUCCUGGGGUGGCCACAGCCCAUUCCCUCCAUGCCCCUUAAACACACAUAUACAUAUACACAUAUACAUAUAUAUAUAUAUAUAUAUAUAUAUAUAUAUAUAUAUAUAUAUACAUAUAUAUAUACACAUAUAUAUAUAUAUAUACAUAUAUUUAUAUACAUAUAUUUAUGUAUGCGCAAUAUUAAAUAUAAUAUGCCAUAUCUAUGUACAUGUAGUAAAUACUAGUGUUUGUCUGUAAUUGUUUAUGAUCCAAUUAAUUUUGAAUUUGAACAGAUGUCUAUAUCUGAUAAGAAAGAUUUUAAUAUUAAAUAAAUGAAUUUUGUGUAAAUAAGUUUCAUUAAAGGAAAGGAUUACGCUUCCUUGUGACUGUGUAAAACGUCUGUGCACUUGUUUGGCGAGGCUGUGUUAUAAUGUUUUGUAAUAAAAUUAUUUAUAAAUUUA